Messenger RNA from Fusarium coffeatum, 699 nucleotides. RefSeq lists its product as uncharacterized. Lineage: Eukaryota; Fungi; Ascomycota; Sordariomycetes; Hypocreales; Nectriaceae. The transcript has a single exon. The coding region runs from base 1 to 699 and encodes 232 amino acids. The record is from RefSeq and is a predicted model, not a curated record.
AUGCCUACUACAAGUAUCACGUCGCUUCUUUGGCCCGCGGGGGACAAUGUCAGAGUCCAGGGGGAGGUUUUCGAAGCCGAAGCUACUGGGACACGAUAUAUGCUCCGAGGUUGCAAACCCAAUGACAACUCUUGCGACCACCACACAGCCUUUGUCGAGUUCGGGCCCUGGGCCAGCAAGACCUUGCCAUCAGGUGCUGCCGAGACGGGUGUUUAUGACGUCCACGGGACCGUCGACGGUACUAUGUACUCCAGUGUCUGUGAGAUGAGUCGGUCUGUGAUCGAGCAAUGCAAAGUCUCGAAGGCAUCUGGGUUCGGUUCUUCUACGGAGUACAAUAUGACCAGGACGAAGGGAGAGACGGGGGCCGACUUCACUCUUUUAUACCACGAGGUGACGCUUACCGGCGGCCUGAGCAAGCUUGCUUCUGCGACGGGAGACGCUGCACCUACUGAGACUUCUUCCAAUAAUGAGGCUUCCUCAACAAACGAGGCUUCUUCGACGACCGAUGCUAGCUCUGAUGGCGCAACAAGCAUAUCCACUUCUGCAACCGAGAUCGAGGCUUCCAACACUGAGGGUACAGCCGAAACCACACCUGCUGAGACGGUUCCUACCGAGACGACUUCGGCCGGGUCUCCACCCUUGGUUCGCGCGUUUGCUGCUCUGGCUAUCGCCGGAAUAGCUACUGCGAUGGUGAUGUGA